Soboliphyme baturini is the source of this 901-nucleotide messenger RNA. Lineage: Eukaryota; Metazoa; Nematoda; Enoplea; Dioctophymatida; Soboliphymatidae. The record is from the annotation of a GenBank genome assembly.
GUAGUACAAAACAGGAUGUAGCAACCGAAUUAUAUUUUAACAUGCCAGUCUAGUUUUUUCUUAGUUAACAUUUGUGAUUUUCAGGCGGAAAACCACCGUUUUGAACAAGGGGGAGAAAUUUGGUCCGACGAAGGCGGAUUCGGAGAAGGAGAGCAGCUCAUCGACCGAAGUCACAAACAGAACUAUACGGUUUGGACCAGCGAAACUGUACGGGUUUCGUCAAAAGCAACGAGUGCUGCACGAUAUCAGGGAGGGUGAUGACGAGCGAGAGUCGCUGUCAGUCAAGUCGAAGGACACCGCUGAUUGCGUGUUUUAUGCGGAUCAGAACUGCGUGAGUUCUUCUCGUCGUGAGGGCUGCCAUUCGGAACGAGGCAUUCUGAAAAAUUCGGCUUACACCUUCGCGGAUUAUAAGCCUCGAGAGCUGUUUCAACCUCGACGUUCGGCGGACGGCUAUGAAAGCGAACCCGCAUAUCCGAUGCAACCGAACCGGGCGUUUGGACGACGGCAUAAGUUCAACGAGGUCAUGCAAGGUGGGGGUCGAGGCGACGUUUCGCUGGCCCUGUCGGACUACGUUUCGCUGACACCGAAGCUCUGCGCGCUGGAUGCGCCGUCGUCAGCCAACUACGAUUCGUUUUGUGCAGCAGAUUCGACUCGCAACUUGAACGCUACCACGGCCGCCAUCGUCAGUCCGUACAUGUAUAUGAAGAACAGACAUUACAGAGCGCAGUUUUUGUCGGCCCGGGAUGCCGGGGACCGCUGUAGCUGCGGGUCGAAGAAAACUGGCACCAGGAGCUGCGCGACCGACGAUGAGGACGAAGACCUGGUUGACGAAGUGGAUCUGCGGCGCGUCAAUGUUGACCGGCGACCGUGCGUCCCUCUGCUUGACCUCAGUCACCCGAUG